UUGUAGCACUUUAAUGAUUUUUCGGAUUUCGAUUUAAAUUUGAGAAUUAAUUGGAGUUCGCUUUGGUUUUGGCAACUUUGCUUUCGCUUCUUCCUCCGGCCGCCCUACGACGCUUAUUUGAGCUCCGAUCCUUUUCCUUUUGGAUUCGAUUGCUUUCGAUCCUCGAUCGCUGGGUUCCUGCUCGAUCCUGCCGUGAAAGGGUGAUUGGGGGACGGAUCGGAGACGACAAAUGCCGGAGGAGGAUCUGGUCGAGCUCAACUUCCGGCUUUAUGAUGGCUCGGACAUCGGUCCGAUCCGCUACGCUGCUUCUUCGACUGUUGCGAUGCUCAAGGAAAGGAUAAUCUCCGAGUGGCCGCGCGAUAAGAAGAUCAUACCAAGGGUUGCAACUGAUGUGAAGCUGAUAUGUGGCGGCAAGAUGUUGGAGAACAACAAAACAGUUGCUCAGUGCAGAUCACCUUUUGAUGAAAUUUCUGGUGGGUUUAUCACCAUGCAUGUUGUUGUCCAACCAUCGUCAAGUAAAGUUAAAACAAAAAAGAAGGUUGACGAGUUGUCGAAGAAGACCACCUGUUCGUGCACUAUAUUGUAGAGCUAGGAGCGUCUCAGAUUUCAUGGCUGGUAGCAAUGACUUAUCCUCGAUCGGUUUUGCCGUGACUACAUACACCACAGAGGCCAACAUGUUGUUUCACUUGCAUCCUUAUUUGAUUGUUGUCGUGCGCAAUCCAGGUUGGUCAGAAAUGUGGGAUGCCUUUAGGUUUGUCUCUUUGGAUCUCUAGUUCUCCUGGCAAUAUCUGUAUAUUAAUUGCAUUAGCUACACAGUAAUUUGGCUCUCGAAAGCAUUGGAGUACGACUGAUGGAUGAGAAGAAUGAAUGUCCAUUAUGCUCAAUGUAGUUCUGCAAAGCCUAGACAAAAGUUAUCUUAUUGGUUUACUUCA
This is a messenger RNA of Zingiber officinale, 932 nucleotides long. RefSeq names its product membrane-anchored ubiquitin-fold protein 4-like. Gene Ontology annotation, molecular function: protein binding. The transcript has 4 exons. Bases 230 to 586 code for a protein of 118 amino acids. Lineage: Eukaryota; Viridiplantae; Streptophyta; Magnoliopsida; Zingiberales; Zingiberaceae. The record is from RefSeq and is a predicted model, not a curated record.